This is a messenger RNA of Harpegnathos saltator (Jerdon's jumping ant), 2890 nucleotides long. RefSeq names its product diacylglycerol O-acyltransferase (gene mdy). Bases 777 to 2279 code for a protein of 500 amino acids. The transcript is spliced from 12 exons. Gene Ontology annotation, biological process: triglyceride biosynthetic process. Gene Ontology annotation, molecular function: diacylglycerol O-acyltransferase activity. Lineage: Eukaryota; Metazoa; Arthropoda; Insecta; Hymenoptera; Formicidae. The record is from RefSeq and is a predicted model, not a curated record. Gene Ontology annotation, cellular component: endoplasmic reticulum membrane.
UAAUCUAAAUUGUCAUUUGUGACUCAGCAGCGAUAAUAUUCGUAUCAAGUGAUAUGAAUAUUACUCCUCUUUACAUGAACCGUGACUCCAAUGCGUGUAUGAGAUCUCGUUAUUACAAUAUAAUAAACUUUCCACUGUCACAUCGUUCGGUCCAAUCUCACAGUGUCGUCACAUCAAGUGUUUCACCUUACGGCUGCGAAUCGGCGUCAUUACUUUUGUUUUUUCCGCUGCUAUAUAUAUAUAUAUUUAUAGGCAAGGAGCUCUAGAGACGCGUCGUGACGGACACGUGACUGGCCGCGACGUUAUCCAACAUCCAAUCCCGAGGUCGUCUCUGACGACAGCGAGCGUUAUCUGCCGGAAGACGAAAAAUAGAUAAACGUCGUCCACGAAGCGGGAUUUCGUCGCGCUAGUACCGUCGCGCCUACGUCGCGGGGAGCACGACGCGCACGAGGAAGCCGAGGAACCGAUCAGCCAGUGCGCGCCUCUCGCGCAUCGCCGGGAGAAGCACUCUUGUUAUCAGUACCAGUCGCCUCCGUCGCCGCCGUCGUGUGCGCAACUCUCACUCGCGACAAGAGCCAGCGCGGCGCACUCCGGAACUGCCCUUACUUUCGUCUCUCGGCAGGGCUCUCCCUCUCUCUCUCGUUCACUCCUUCUGCGUCGCGCGUGUGCUUCCGCCGACAGGCGCUCGGAAGAGUGUGGCACUCUUGUGGCGCGCUGUGCGUCACAACGCGCGUGUUUCUGCACUCCGUCACGCGCAACAACACGACCACACGACAAUGCCGGCGGAGCACGAGAACGGAGAGACGCGGCUGCGAUCGCGCAGAACAAAGAGCGUCACGAGGGCGGAGGAGAUUCGGAAAGCAGAACAGAUGGUCCGCAGGUCGCAGCCUGACAAACCAUGCCAUCGGCCAAGAGAUAGCCUCUUUUCGUGGAGCUCCGGCUUCGAUAACUUCACGGGAUUCGUCAACUGGGGCUUCCUACUGUUGAGCAUCGGCGGUAUCCGGUUACUGUUGGAAAAUUUCAUAAAAUACGGGAUCAGAGUCGAUCCUCGUCAAUGGUUCCUCUUUCUCAGCGGGAGGAGUAAUGGCAGUGAAGAAUAUCCCUCGUUGUUGCUGAUCUUCUAUUCUACCGUGCCGGUGGCCCUUUGUCUGUUGAUUGAGAAAGGAUUGUCUGUGGAUAUCAUAGCUCACGGGCCAGGAAUGGUGUUCCACGUCGUAAACCUCGUAGUGAUGGUACUGAUGCCGAUGGUGGUCAUCCACGUGAAGGAUUCCGGAUUCAGCCUGUUCGGCGCGAUGUACGUGUGUAUGCUGUACGCCAUUCUCUUCCUCAAGUUAUGGUCCUACGUGCAGGUGAACAUGUGGUGUCGCUUGAGCAUUCGAGCGAACGCGGCGCAGGGCAGAAUAAGACGUCGCUCUUUGUCUUACAAUAAUCUUCGCUCUUCCGGCGUUAAACAGAAUGGCGACGUCAUCGACAGCUUAAAGAACGGGACGAACGGCCGCGGGAGUUCAUUGGUGCAAUAUCCCGACAAUCUGAACUUCGCCGACCUCUACUACUUUAUCUUCGCGCCCACCCUCUGCUACGAGCUGAACUUUCCCAGGACACAGAGGACCCGGAAGAGGUUUCUUAUAAAGCGAAUCGUGGAAGUCGUCGUGGGAUUGCAAGUGGUGAUGGCGCUUUUCCAGCAGUGGAUGAUUCCCUCCGUGAAAAAUUCGCUCAUCCCCUUCAGCAAUAUGGACGUAGCCAAGGCCUCCGAGCGUCUUCUCAAGCUGGCGAUACCGAAUCACCUAGUGUGGCUCUGCUUCUUCUAUCUGGCAUUUCACUCUUUCCUCAAUCUGAUGGGUGAGCUGCUGCACUUUGCGGAUCGGAAUUUCUACUGCGAUUGGUGGAACGCCAACAAUAUCGACACGUUCUGGAGAACUUGGAACAUGCCGGUGCAUCGUUGGGCUGUACGGCAUCUUUAUAUUCCGAUUGUCGAGAUGGGCUAUAGUAAGACCACAGCGUCGGUGACCGUCUUCUUUAUCAGCGCUUUCUUCCACGAGUACCUUGUAAGCGUGCCUUUAAAGACAUUCAAGAUAUGGGCGUUCAUGGGUAUGAUGGGACAGAUACCACUGUCGGUGCUGAGCAAGAUGGCCGAACGAUACUUGGGCGCCAGAUACGGCAACAUCGUCGUGUGGGCGAGCCUCAUCAUCGGCCAACCACUUUGCAUAAUGAUGUAUUACCACGAUUACGUUGUGACUCAUUUCGGUGAGUCUCUGAUCGAGGACUACUCCGUGGUGUAAGCGACGCAAUGAGACAGAACGGAGAAAGUUCCGGGGAAAAAGAAGACCUCCAAAGAGAUACACUCGCGAUCGUUCUCACCCCUUCUGCCCCCAUCCUUCUCUCUCUCCCUCUCUCUCUCUCUCUCUCUCUCUCUCUCUCUCUCUUCCUUUUGUUUCGUUUCUUUUCGUUUUGUUUGUUCGUUUUUUCUUUUUUUUUUUGCUCAAUUUUCUUCGAUAUUGCGUUUGUUGAUUGCGAAAUACAUACAGCUUCCCGUGCAAAUAUCUUCCGCAUUCUAAAGCCGUCGCGCCCUCGUUUCAUCAUUGCGCGAUAAACUACACCUGUGGGAAUAUUCGAUACUGUGCAUGUGCCUUAAAAUGUAACUUCCCGCUGGAUGGAACGUUGAAAGCCGCUAUAGCACAAUGCGAGUCCAAACGCGGUGAAACGAGGCGAACAAAUUGAUGGGAAUCAUUCAAAAAUACGAUUACGUUUCACUAAAAUCUGUACAUACAUGUGUAUACCAAUUGCACUAGUGUAACUGCGAAAUCUAAUAAUUUUUAUACGAUAACUUUUUAACAGUGCUUCCUCGCCACACACGAGCGAACUUGUUGUUGAAUAAACAGAAUAUUUUGUA